This is a messenger RNA of Triplophysa rosa, 6844 nucleotides long. RefSeq names its product pericentriolar material 1 (gene pcm1). Gene Ontology annotation, cellular component: centriolar satellite; centriole; ciliary basal body. Bases 177 to 6155 code for a protein of 1992 amino acids. NCBI's taxonomy places the organism in Eukaryota, Metazoa, Chordata, Actinopteri, Cypriniformes, Nemacheilidae. Gene Ontology annotation, biological process: microtubule anchoring at centrosome; intraciliary transport involved in cilium assembly; cilium assembly. The record is from RefSeq and is a predicted model, not a curated record. The transcript is spliced from 39 exons.
GGUAAAGAUGGCCGAGGCUAGAGAGGCGGUUACACUGAGUGGAAGCAACGCUACUACGCAUUGACACUUUAUCUGGAAUUUAAAUAACCUUUAUAUGGGAAUUAUUAUAUCCCAGUGACAAGUCGCCGCAGCGAGAAUCCUUCACACGGCGUUCAAGCAGUUUCCGAGUUUUCACGAUGGCAACAGGUGGCACACCAUUUGAAGACGGCGCAGAAGAGCAAGAGCUGCACACUUGGAGCAUCUCAAACGGCAGCCUGGAUGACAGACUUAACAAUAUGGAUUGGGGAGUACAGCAGAAGAAGGCCAACCGUUCCUCUGAGAAGAACAGGAAGAAGUUCUCAGCCAUGUCAGAGAGCCGGCUAACCAAUGACAUCUCUCCAGAGUCCACUCCAGGUGCAGGGCGGCGAAGGGCUCGGACGCCCCACUCCUUUCCUCAUGCGAAGUACAGCACUCAGAUGUCUGUGCCCGACCAGGCUGAGCUGGAUAGACUCCGUCAGGUCAUAAACUUCACAGAUCUGGACGAGAGAAGCAUUGGCAGUGAUUCUCAAGGCCGCGUCACUGCAGCCAACAAUCAGAGACAGCUGUCUACUGAGGCCAAGAAACCUUUCAACUUCCUGCCAAUUCAUCUCAACACUAACAAGAGGAAAGAGCCUACUGCAUCCACCUCUGCAAUCCCGGGAGGCAAGGAGCCUAAGAAACAAAGCCCAGGGAAAGACUUGUUUGCCCCAGUGCCAGCAGUGGGUAAAGAGGCUUUUAGUAUGGACAGUGCCCAUGGGUUUGCAUUGGAGGAUGGAAGUGGAGAGCUGUCCAUUGACAGCAGUCAGGUGGUCAGCAAAUUGGUGCAGAUUCGGGAAUAUAUUGGGAAGGCCACAUCCAUGAGAGACGACCUGGUGGAAAAGAAUGAUGUGCCGGCAAAUGUGGAACGUCUCUCUCUUCUCAUCACUCACCUGAAGGAACAAGAGAAGUCGUACCUGCGUUUUCUUCAGAAGAUGCUGGGUCACGAUGUGUGUGGAGAGCAGAAAGAGGAGCUAGAGAACAUGAGGAAGCAACAUGACCUUCUCAAAAAGAUGCUGGAACAGCAGGAACAGCUCAGAGCACUACAAGGCCGUCAGGCUGAAUUACUGGCCAUGCAGCAAAGCGCUGAACAAGCCAUUGCUGUGAUGGAUGACACUGUUGUUACAGAGACUACAGGAAGUGUGUCUGGCAGAAGCAUUACCUCAGAGCUCAAUGAUGAACUUAAUGAUCUUAUCCAGCGCUUCCACAACCAGUUGCAUGACACUCAGACACAGACAGUUCCUGACAACCGACGACAGGCAGAAUGUCUCUCUCUUUCUAGGGAAGUCUGCCGAUCACACACUACCCCCAAUUCCCGGGGUCAGUUGCCGUCUGCUGCCCCGCUAACUACUGCAUCAACCUCUGCCAGCACUAAACUACAGGAGCUACAGGACAAAAAACAGACCAUGGACAAGAUCCUUCAGGAACUUCAUUCACUUAGAGACCAGACCCUUAACAACAGUGCCUGUCAGAGUGGCAGUCAGCGUGGCAGUCAGCGUGGGGCACGUACAGGCGUGUCCGAGCGUCCCUUAGUGUUGGGUAGAGAGGGAAAUGGGCCGCGUCCAGCGAGGCAGGGCUCCUCCUCCUCUUACACACAGAUGGAUGAUACCAGCCAUCCUGCUGAUAAACUCAGAAAACUGAAGGAGGUGCACAAGCGUCUGAAUGAACUGAGAGAGCUGGUUCAGUAUUAUGAGCAGACGUCAGAUAUGGUGGUGGACACAGUUAAUGAGAACGUGAAGGAUGAUGAUGAUGAGGAGACGGAGGACGGUUCGCUCUUUGAGGCCAUGUUUGAUUCAGAGCAGGAGAAUCAUGAACCUGUCACCAACAUCAGAAACCCAGCUCAACCGCAGACUCCAGGUAACUGGAUGGACUUGAACAGUCUGACAAAAGCUCAUAGUGCCUCCAAUAACAGAGAAGGACGCCUGAACACGGAGUGUGAGAUCAAUAACCGUUCCGGAGCCAACCUCCACAGUCUCAACAUCCCCUCAGUCAUAGAAUGCCAGUAUAACCGAGACAUGCCUUUCGAUAGAGUUAAGCAUGAGCAUGAUGAUGAUGAUGAGGUACUGGAUAAUGAUGAUGAUGGGGCAAGAGGAGGAGGCAGAGACACGGAGGGUUCAGGAUCCAGUCGUAGAAGCAGUCUAGGGGGUGAUGCAGAAUAUGCACAGAAAGUUCACCGUCUACAAACUGCCAAACAGAAACUCAGGCAGUUGCAAGAACUGGUGGCGAUGGUGCAGAGUGAUGAUACAGAUGGUACAACAGCUAAUGAAGAUGAGGGUUUGAAGCAGCAACCCAAUAAUACCCGAGCAACAGCUCCCAAGACCCAGAGAGACCUCCCUCUUUGUGACAAGGCCAGAGAGAAAUUGUACGAGGAGAAGCUCAAGCAGCAACAGCAGGAGCUAAAGCAGCUCCACGAAGAGAGACAGAGGUUAAUGGACAUUCAGGGCAAGAUUCAGGACAUACAAUGGGCCUGCCCUGACCUCCAGUCAUCUGUGAGCAGUAGUGCCAGCGGUCAGAUGAUGAGGAAGAUUCCCGCAGCAGCCUCCACUCCAGCUCCCGUGACGUUACACUCCUCUUCUUCAGCUAAAGCCAACACUAGUGGACUUAAACCCACCCUUGAGCCUCCCCCUGUUACUGUCACCGACAAUGAGCUGUGGUCAGAGAUGCGAAGACACCAGAUUUUGCGUGAGGAGUUGAGACAGAGACGGAAACAUUUGGAGAGUCUGAUGGCCGAACAGCAGAGGAGAAGCGCACUCACUGACUCUACGUUCAGGAGCGACAUACACGAUAUACAGUCCUACAACCGUGAUGAGAGAACUAUGGCUACCUGGGGUGGUUCGACACAGUGUCAUCUUGAAGAUGAUGACGAUGAUGACUACUCGGAAGUGGGAGCUGAGGAUGAUGAUGAGGAUGACCACGACGAGGGUGAAGAGUCUAGUUCCACUGAUGAUAUGCAUGCACGCUCUGCCAGAAAACAACACAACUACAGCAGGAACAGCAAAGAUGGUCUGAAGGUUCGUAGAGAGAUUAACAGAAGUCCAUCCCCUCGUGAGUCAAGCGGUCAUCCCUGUCAGCAGAAGCAGGGUGAGAGGGAAAGUUCCAGCAGAGCCAGACGGCAGGAAAACCUGCGUUGGGCAGCAGAUCUGUCUUUGUCCGAGGGCACAGCACCAGCACACUGGCAGGAUCAGAUCACACACCUGCAGAAACAGCUGAAUUUUAGCACCACAAUGUGCCAGACUCUGCUGCAGGACCAACAGACUCUAUCAUUCAUGCUGCAGGCUCUACUGACAGGUCCCUAUGGCGUUAUGCCCAAUAAUGUGACCUCUCCUCAGGUCCCACUCAUUAUGCACCAACUAAACCAGUGUUACACACAGCUGGCUUGGCAGCAGAACAAUGUCAAUCGGUUAAAGCAGGUUCUGAACGAUCUGUUGCGGCAGCAGCAGAAUCAGUCGUUGUCAGGGCAACAGCAGGAUCAAAAUGUUGGGCCCGAUUCUGUAUCUCCCUCUCUGUUCCAAAACUUUCCAGCUGUCAAUAUGCCUGGACUCCCAAACUUCUCACCUUUUCCCACUGGCUUUCAUUUCAGUCACAUGUUCCCCUCCUCAUCACCAGAUUGUCACCAGAACCCGGCCAGUUCAGAUCAACAGCAUGACCCAAACAUUUCCCUCAAAACCGAGUACAUGAGUUUCCCCCCUCCACUGCAGAGAUCGCCACUUAACAACACGGACAAACGGUUUCCAUCUCAGUCUGAUACUAUGACAGACCCUCAUAACUCUAGCUGGUUAAACUCCUCUCUGAAUUGCUCUGAUCAGAGACACAGUCAGAUCUCCCCCUCCGCCCCUCACCCUUCAACCUCUCGGGAUCGUUCCUAUAUUCCGGACUCCCAAGAGUCUGUGAGCAGCCUGCCAGAUAAGGUAGACCCGACUACUGUCACCAAGACUUUUAGAGCGGGACGAAAGGCGGCGGCACAGGCCAGCCUGGCCUCCAGAGACAAGACACCCAAUACAAAGAGUCGUCGCAAGAGGGGCAGGGGACAGAAGAACGCAGCUGUGGAGAGUGACAGCGUUUCGAGUGAUGCUCACUUUGAUCAGGACAGAGAUCGCUGCCCUCAGGUCAAACACAAAGAUCUGAACCAGGGGCUGCUGGACAAACUCACACAAGAGAAACUGGACAGCAAGACGCAGAGCAGCAAGCCGAACGACCUCUCAUCUGCAUAUGCUUGGAGAACACCUUUUCUGUCUAACAGAAUUGCAUGCACUGAAGUCCCAGAUGCGAGCAGUGAUUUCUCUCUUUUCGAGGCCCUGAGAGAAACCAUCUACUCUGAGGUGGCAACUCUGAUCUCUCAGAAUGAGUCUCGUCCACAUUUCCUCAUCGAGCUAUUCCAUGAACUUCAGCUGCUCAAUACAGACUACCUGCGGCAGAGGGCGCUCUACUCUCUACAGGACAUUGUAACAAGGCACCUGACAGAAAAAAGUGUAGCAGAGGAUCAGGCUUCGUCUUUGGGUCCGGCCAUGUGGGCCACAGGCUCCCAGUCGGAGCUCACACCCAGCGAGAGCCUGGCCACAAGCGAUAAUGAGGCAUCUGAGAAGAAUGUGACAAUAAAAUCCGGCUCUGUUGUGAAGAAAGCAGCCGACAAAGAAAACACAACCGACAACGAAAGCCUGCUGUCGACCUCCUCUAACCUCGAACCUUUUGCCAGCGAUGACCUGGGUAACACAGUGAUUCAUUUAGAUAAGGCCUUGGCCAGGAUGAGGGAGUAUGAGCGCAUGAAGCUGAGGGCUGAGUUUAAUACAGAUAACCCAGAGAACAGCCCUGGAGCCACAGCUGCCGCUGCUGUCUCAGCACUCACUCAAGGCACGAGUCACUCAUCUGCUGACACACACUGUCCUCAGAUUGACACACAGCAGCUCGACAGACAGAUCAAAGCCAUCAUGACAGAAGUCAUCCCGUUCCUAAAGGAGCACGUUGGGGAGGUGUGUUCACACCAGCUGCUGACAUCUGUAAGACGCAUGGUACUCAAACUCACACAGCAAAACGACGAGAGCAAAGAGUUUGUGCACUUUUUCCACAGACAGCUAGGUGGCAUUCUGCAGGACUCGCUGAGCAAGUUUGUGGGCCGCACGCUCCAAGACUGUGGUGAGGACCUGCUGGUGGAGAUCUCUGAGAUUCUCUUUAAUGAGCUCGCCUUCUUCAAACUGAUGCAGGAUUUAGACCAGAACACCUCCAAAAGCAAACAAAGGACCAAGAAGUGCUCGGACAACACAUCCCCCAAGCCCUCACCCAGGACUGAGGAAACCAAAGCAGUAGAGAGAGAAAAUACAUUCUCACCAUCCUAUUUUGAUGAAGACAAAGAUCAGGAUGAGACCGAGCAGGGAGAAACGGCCCAUGAGAGACAGGAGGAGAAAGAUGCACAGAGCAGUGAAGCAUCGGAGAUGGAAGAUGAUGGAGAUGACCUGCCUCUUUCUAUAAGCCUGUCUAAAGCAGAGACGCAGGCUCUGUGUAACUACGGCAGCGGAGAAGAUGAAAACGAAGUGGAAGAAAUGGAGGAGUUUGAGGCUGGACCUGUUGAGGUGCAGACAUCACUACAAGCCAACAUGGACAACACUGCUGAAAACAGACAGUGCUCAUCAAACGGAGUUACCCAGGAUGCAACCUCAGACCUAGAACGCAACCAACUGGAAAGCGAUCAGCCUGAAUCCAAAGAUGCAGUUCAGGCUCCAGAGGAGAGCAGAGAGGUCAAACCUCAGUCAGAAGGAGAGAGAGAAGACAAAGAGAGCUGUACAGUUUCUCCAGCACAGGAAACCUCUCAGGGGUCAGACACAGCCAGCCAUGACACUGACUCACCGGUUAUGAUCAACACUGAUGAGGCUGGAUCUGGAAACACCAGUCAGAGAUCAGAUGAAGAAGAUUUUGUGAAGGUGGAGGAUCUUCCUAUUCAAAUGUCUGUUCUGUGUGAGGAGGAGCUUUGUAACAGGAUCUCAGAAGAGCAGCAGAUUAAUAACCUUGCAGCCGAGAUUCUGAAUGGAAACACAGAUGGUUUUACGGGGUUGGUGGGAAAUGCUCAAGCACUCAAAGAGCCUGAAACCAUUGGAGCCCAGAGCGCAUGAAAACAGUCUUUUUGACUUGACUUAUGACACUACAAAUCACCAUUCAUGCAACAUGACUGUACGUUAAGCUUAAUUCUUUAAGAUUACUUGCAAACAAAAGCUAAAUCUUGAAUUAGCAAGCCGCAUGCCAUCUAACAAUUCAAGAUAUAAGUCGUUCUAUACAUGUAUAGGUCAUUUUCUUUUAACGUUUGAUGAAGAAUGUAGGUGAUGUUUGAAAGGGGGUUUGUCUUGAAGCUUUCUGUAGUCUGAAAGGAUGCGUGUUGUUUUUUUGUUAAGGCAGGUUUCUUGCUUGUUCAAAAGUUAAAAACGAUGCAACAUUUGUCUUUUCUCUUUGGCAUGGUUAUGCUUUAGUCUGCUUUUCUUUCUGGGAUACUGUGAACCUUUCUUACCAGUGUGAUGCAUAGAAGUUUGAACCUUUAAUUCAGAACUUCACAUUUGGCUUGACCCAGAUUGCUCAUUUAAAAUUAUAAGUGGAUAGAGCGGAAUCAUACUAGCACUGAUGUCUCCAUUGUCCUGUUCUCUCUCUUCCUGAGGACUGAGACAUUACUGCACUUUUAAAUGUUCUUGCUUUCCUUUUUAUCUUUUUAUUAAGGCACGUUGGCCAAUGCUUGGGUUCUUGCCCCAUUUCACCCCAUGUCAUUUUUCAGUGUUUAGAAUGCUGUUUAAAACAAAUAAAAUAUUGAUUUUUA